AGCAGCAGCAGGGUGGUGAUGGUGGUAAGCGUGCUUCUCUGCUGUGGGAAGAGCGCUUCUACUCCGCUCUGCCCUGUGAUCCUGUUGUGCGCAACAAAACAAAGUAACACAUAAUCCGACGGGGAAGGAUUAAACAAACGCACUGGCGCUACGGAGAAUCAUAUCAUUGUGUACAUUGACCGGACCGGUACCUAGAGGUGAUAUUCCCCCGCACUCUAUGUAACGUUAUUAUAGCGGCUAAUGAUUCGUUUUUGUUAGCUAAGCCGAGGCUUGCUUUAAGGUGGAAGUUUUCACCACAGUGACAAGUAACACACAGCUGAAACAGACACAGCGUGCCGCGGGCAGAGUCAAUGGAACCUCAGUUGCUGUGCUGUGAGGGGGACAGGCCUGCCAUCCGGAGGGCCUACCGGGACUCCAACCUGUUGACUGACCGGGUCCUGCACGCCCUGUUGCGGGCAGAAGAAAAGUACCUCCCGGCUGCCAACUAUUUCAAAUGCGUCCAGAGAGAAAUGGCUCCGUGUAUGAGGAGGAUCGUGGCUACCUGGAUGCUGGAGGUGUGUGAGGAGCAGAAGUGUGAGGAGGAGGUUUUCCCCCUAGCUAUGAACUACAUGGACCGCUUCUUGUCAGUUGAACCCACCAAGAAGAACCAUCUGCAGCUAACUGGAGCUGCCUGUAUGCUCCUGGCAUCCAAACUGAAGGAGACGAUCCCACUCACUGCUGAGAAACUCUGCAUCUACACAGACAACUCUAUCACACUUUCUCAGUUGCUGCAAAUGGAGCUGCUGGUUUUGAACAAGCUGAAAUGGGACUUGGCCUCAGUAACUCCUCUCGACUUCAUUGACCACUUCCUGUCACAGCUGCCUGUCAGGAGAGAGAACAGGCCCAUACUCCGGAAGCAUGCUCGUACCUUCGUGGCAUUGUGUGCCACAGAUGUUAAAUUCAUAGCCAGCCCUCCGUCGAUGGUAGCAGCAGGCAGCAUGGUAGCAGCAGUGGAGGGCUUACAGAUGACGAUGGUGGGCAAUGCCAUGAUGUCUCAGAAACUGACAGAGCACCUGGCCCAGACCAUCAGGAGUGACCCGGACUGUCUCAGGGCGUGUCAGGAACAAAUCGAGUCGCUGCUGGAAACCAGUCUCAGACAGGCACAACAACUGCAACACUCAGUUACCAUGGAAACUAAGAACAUCGGUGAGGGGCAGGACCUCUCAACUACACCCACAGAUGUCCGGGACAUAAACAUCUGAUGAAGUGCCUGCUGAGCUGAUUAAGUGGACGGUCAUCUUUGACACAUACAAAAACACACAUGGCUUUGUUUUCAUGAUGUGGUGUGUUUUGGAGAGCUUACAAGUGACUGGACUGGACUCAACAGUAUAUCAGAACUGUCAAUAUGAAGUCCUGUAUGAACUGUGCGGGGAACCAAAGGGAGAUGCUCACUAAAAACAAUCACGUCCAGGACAUUGAUCGCCUUAAGAGGAAUUGAUGCCAUGUGUGUUAAGGGCUUUUUACUGGGGGGGGUGUAAUGGGUGUUGUUUUAACGUCUGGUAGGCCUGUCUGAACCUAGGCCUCCUCCCAAAUGGAAACUAUCUAGCCUGACAGACUAAAACCAGUUGGUGCAUUACGACCUCCCUCGGCCCAUAUUUAUUAAACAUUUAAGAAUUACACCGAAGAAUGCUCUACAGAGCAAACUCCUUUUUAUUUUUUGCUUCGCAUUACAUAUUACCUAUACGGUAUAACGGUAUUAUCAUUUUAAAACAUGUCUGCACUGCAGCCAUCAAAGAACCCAACUGCCGUUUAGCAGUUUGAUAAAUAUGGGCCCUGGUCAACAUGUAAAGUAAGAUGUUUAUUAGCUGACAGUUGUCUUCUAACAGACAACAAAAUGGUAAACUGCAGUGGGAAAAGUUCUGUGAUGUAGUUUACAGUAUGAGCAAUGUUUGCAUAUGAUUCUUCAGGACAUCAUGGACAAUUGGCAAAAAAAUUUCCUCAUAACAUCUGAAAUUCUCUGUGGUUGAGAUUCCCAAAUUGAGAUCCAAAUAGCACAUAUGGCUGUGUGGUGUUUGGCUUAUAAAAUAUACCAUAGUAUAUGGAAACUGUUAUAAUAUCUAAUCACUUGAGCAGCACAAAUGGAAAGGUAUCAUAAACUGCCAAACUGAAACCACUGUUCUAAUGUGAUGCAAUGUAGUGCACAGCUUACACCACUAGAGGGCAGUCAGUGGAAUGCAGUAGCAACCAAACAUCAGUCUCAAUUUUGGAUUGACAGAGAUAACAGGCAUCCAGCAGCAUCGUUGUCUGAUCAAGAGGACAAUCUUGGACUUGAAUGUCAUGCUUGUGCUGACACGUCACAUUUUCUAUUUGCAUCAGAAGCAAAAAAAGGCACAGUAGCAAAGCAUGACUUUAUAUGGUUGAGAGUUAUGGAAGACAAAUGAUCAAAGAAACUGUAGAUGUAUAAAUGUAGAUAUAUCUGGGUGCUGCUGGUUACUUGUCAGUCCACUGAGGAGUAAUGUCAUUUGAAGCUUCUGCAACCUGUUUGUCAGUCAGACAGGACAACAAGAACUUGAAAACCUUUUUCCAACCACAUGUGUUUCUGUUCUCCUGGCGAAAGGGAUGAAGCAUUUUUAAUUUUGUAAAGGAAGAUAUCUGGUGAACUUCUCUGUUUAGCUUCUGAUAUUUAUUAUUUCUUAUCACUUGACUGCUAAAGGUUGUUCUAAAAGAGGAAAGUUUUCUGGAUUCAGCUGCUCUAUUAACAUUACCACACAGUGGUCCUUGAAGGUACUAACAUUUUGCCUCUUGAAUAGAGAAGCAACAAUUAAAUUGUUGUACCUACACAGUGGUAUGAUGAACUAUUUUAUUUUUAGGGUAUUGCCCUCAUGACAUAAGCUUGUAUCAGGUUAAGCCCUAUUGUGUGUGUUUUUUGUUUUGUUUUUUUUAAUCUGUCCCAGGACAAAGUGUGAAGAUAAAUUAAAGGAAAACUGUCUCUUAAA
Molecule: messenger RNA, 2975 nt
Organism: Micropterus dolomieu (smallmouth bass)
Lineage: Eukaryota; Metazoa; Chordata; Actinopteri; Centrarchiformes; Centrarchidae
Product: G1/S-specific cyclin-D1-like
Exons: 5
Coding region: 351-1241 (296 amino acids)
Biological process (GO): regulation of cyclin-dependent protein serine/threonine kinase activity; mitotic cell cycle phase transition; positive regulation of G1/S transition of mitotic cell cycle
Cellular component (GO): cyclin-dependent protein kinase holoenzyme complex; nucleus; cytoplasm
Molecular function (GO): cyclin-dependent protein serine/threonine kinase regulator activity
Source: RefSeq, a predicted model, not a curated record